Molecule: messenger RNA, 3312 nt
Organism: Gigantopelta aegis
Lineage: Eukaryota; Metazoa; Mollusca; Gastropoda; Neomphalida; Peltospiridae
Product: WSC domain-containing protein 1-like
Exons: 3
Coding region: 1030-1881 (283 amino acids)
Molecular function (GO): sulfotransferase activity
Source: RefSeq, a predicted model, not a curated record
UAUUGAUUGGUGCCUCUGUGUAUCAAAUGACUAAUCAUUGUUCUUUUGUGCUUCUCCGACCACCUUAAUUGAUUGAAUUUAUGUGUGUGUAGUCGAAAUUGCCCGGCCUGUUAAAAGAGGUCAUAGCGCUCUCCUAUCUCGGAACUGAUAUUACGCUAUACUCUUACACAAGCGCUUCACGAUAGAUAUGCCACGAAUAGCCGAACUUCAAGGAUUGUAAAAACAGAAGAGGAAGCAAAAGGAAUAUUUCUUAAAAACACAUCAUGGGAUUUCAAAUUACGGAUAUUUAGUGACUAACAUGUAGUCAUUUCGAUUCUUGUUCAAUAAAGAGAGGAAACACGCUCCUGUAACGAAGGCUACUCCUUCAGAAGAAAAAAACAAACAGCCAGAAAACAUUUGUAUGCACUUUGUCAUAGACAGGACAAUACAUACCACGGUUUUUGAUGUACCAUUCGUGGGGUACUGGUUACAAUGGAGAAUACCCGAACCCAUCUUGGACGAUCGAUCCCACGGUCCAUCACAUACUAAAUCUAAAAUCAUGAGCGAAAAUGGCUGGAACAGAAUGUAUCUACUACCUACCGUGAAAGAUCGACUUUACGACCAAUGGGACUCCAAGCGAAUGUUCUACCAAUGAGAUACAAAAUUCGUCUCCCUUUCAAACUAACGUACUUAUAUUCCCGAAUCCAAUAAGUAAUCAUCAUUCUUUUGUGCUACUCUGACUACGCUAAUUGAUUAACUUUAUUUGUUCGUUGCGCCUAAUAUUUCGUCGACUGCUAUAAGCGGUUUAAAGAGCCGCUCUCAAGACGAGUCUAUCUAUUUUUUAGUGUACGUUAUGUUGAACACAUUACGUACGUGUACAUGUGUGUGUAUAUGCGGCCUAUAUUCUUGACGAGUGGAGUUUUAUCUAAAGUGCGCUGGGAAGGACAGAUCUACUAAAGUUCAUAUACGUAUAUAAGAGAUAACUGUCUCGGCUGUGUUAUCUGUAAAUACGGGAGUAAACAGCAAAAUGCCUGGGGCGACCUUUGACACAUGGAGAUGCAUCACCGGUCGUCGUGUCGUUGUAAGGUGAGGUCGUCGGUUUUCUGUGUCGUCGUCUACAUUGUCGCCUUCAACGUGCUGUGCCUGUACUACCUGACGAAGUCUGCGUCGCCGUGGAUGAGCCACCAUGGUCCGUUCUACUUCCCCGCCAACCGGUGGACGUGCAAGCCCGUCAGGGUGUCGCCACGCCCACUGACGCUUACCGCCCUGGCGAGCUUCCCGGGGUCGGGAAACACCUGGGUGAGACACCUGGUGCAGCAAGCCACAGGUAUUGCCACUGGCAGUCUUUAUAAUGACACCAGUCUGAGGUUACAAGGUUUUCCAGGAGAAGGCCAAGUAUCCAGACACGUGAUCUUUGUCAAGAGCCACGAGUGGGGAAAGCAGAUCCGCAGUAAAUUUGAGAAAGCCAUUCUGUUGGUGCGCGAACCAUAUGGAACCUUAUUAGCGGAGUUUAACAGACGUCAUGGCGGACAUAUGGGACAUGCAAGGAAAGAGGAUUUUGGAAAAGAAUGGUUUGGAUAUGUUCACAAAACAGCCGUUGCCUGGGUGGAGCACAACGUUGAUUGGCUGAAGUUCGAUGGCCCUCUAUACGUCAUGAACUAUUCCGAAUUAAGACGGAAUUCUACGGAGUGUAUUGAACAUCUGCUUCGGUUUUUAGACGUGAACGUUACUCACUCGGAUUUGACGUGCAUGGCUAAAAACUCACAAGGCUACUUCAAACGACUUACCUUCAAAAUGCUUGACUAUGACCCGUAUACUUCUGUUAUGAAGUAUUCGAUUUCCAAUUACAUUCGAAAUGUGUCCAAGGAAAUAGAAAAUUACUACAAGGGAAAGAUUAGAUAACCCAGACUAAAAUUUGGCUAGUGUUGCAACGUUUAGUCAUGUAGCCAGGACAUUUGUGGGAGGAAGUGUGUGUAUGUGUGCGCGCGCGCAUGUCUUUUUAAACUGGACUCACACAAAUUGGUCUGCAAAGUGCAACCACUGAUGUUAAAGGGACAGACCCUAGUUUCAGCCCAUGAAAAUGCACACUAAGUUUCGUUAAUCUACAAACCUGUAACACAUUUGGAUAAAGUUACAAGUGAGUGAAACAUGAUUCUGUGACUUUGAAAAUAGACUAAAACUCGACUCCAUAACCGAUACUUCUCAGACGCACGUGCGUUUUUAAAAAUAUGAUAAAUUCAUUUUCUGAUAUUAAAAACACCAGGAUGACCAAAACCAUUUUAAAUGUACGCAAAUUGAUAACCUAAACCAUAAAAUCCAAGUAAAGUAUGACUUCAGUUAUCAAAAACAGCUAUUAUAGUAAAAAAUAUGCCUUAGUGUUUAUAAACUAGGGUACGUCCCUUUAAGUUUUAAGAGCUAUUGGUCUUCCUCACUGGGGGCGGGACGUUGCCCAGUGGUAAAGUGCUCGCUUGAUGAGCGGUCGGUCUGGGAUCGAUCCCCGUUUAGGAAAAUAGUGGUCAAGCUUGACAUAAAAAAGAACACAAACAACAACAACAACAACAAAAACAAACAAACAAACACAACAAAAACAUGCAAAGAAAAAAACAUUUAAAGUACAUGCAUAUUAUAGGGUAUCAUUAUUAUUCCUAAAACUAAACACAAGAGAGCUAGACCGCAUUGAAUCUGCCUCGCUGCACAUUUACUUUUAAAGACUCAAAGGGAGAAAUGAUAACGGUCAAUAUUUUAUUAUCAUUUUCAUUGUUAGUCUUCCCAAGACAAUCCGUGCUAUUAACUUUAAAAGGUCCCCCUUCCUCCCCCAACUCUUAAACUGCUGUCUUCCAAUGUGACGUCACGAUUACACUUCCACUGCAUCUAACUGCAGACUCCGUAUAAGCAACUUCUUUUCAAUCAAAGAUCUCGAAUGCCAUGUUUGCUGAGAGCUGGCUUUAGUUUGCAGAUUAGACUGCUUCGUUCCAAGAACAUCUCUGCCGAUAUCACAGUCUUUGUAGUACAUAACCUCAGAUGUAAAGUAAUGAAGAAUGAACUCAAAUAUGAAUUUUAAAAAAAGUUUGAAAUAAUUUUAUAGCCUAAAGAUUUAAUCAUACGUUUGCUGUUGUGAUUCACUACAUUUUUUGUUUUGUUUAAUGAGGUUUUUAAAAAAAUGUUUGGGAUAUUAAAACUGAUAUUAUGAAAUUUGCCAAAUAUGCUUCUUGUAUCUCCACUUCCUACUUCCUGUGGCGAGAAGGAGUUUUCACCACUAUAGGAAAGGAAAGGAAAGACCUCAGUAUAUUUUAAAAUAUACUACGCUUACGGCUAUUAAAUGUUUGUGACCAA